Molecule: messenger RNA, 2926 nt
Organism: Porites lobata
Lineage: Eukaryota; Metazoa; Cnidaria; Anthozoa; Scleractinia; Poritidae
Source: the annotation of a GenBank genome assembly
GACAAUGAAACAAAUGAUCUUGUGAAUGAUCUCCGAGAAAGGUAAGGCAGAAACGUAGGUUGUUCAUGCAAUGUUGAAUAAGUUAAAUCAUGGUAUUAUAGAUUAGAUGAUUACACUGAGUCAAUUGACUGUAAUUAUGUUAAAUGUGCUUCAAAAUGUUUUCCCGCUGCUGCUGUUGCUGCUCUUUCAUCAAAUAAACGUCGUCGCUUUUCAACGCAGAGCACAUCGUUUAUUAUAAUGAAAAGGGUCUUGAGAUUUUUUUUCGUACUUUAUUGGCACGUAAGGUACACCUGCUGGCUUUAGAGUGAACUCAGCAGUGAAGACCCAGCAGUGUUUGGAAGUAUCGUCCAAUGUACAACUGGCGCGUACUUUAACUUAAUUGCCUGUAAAUUACUGAAGUCAGCUUUCAUAAUAACUUUAAUAAGUUGCACCAUUGUGUUUAUUUUCUCCAGCAAUGGCGAGUUUUUUUAGAAGAUUUCAUACGGCUGAUUUCGUACAACGGACCGUGUGUUCGCCUCGGUUGUAGUUUCUUCCUGGCUACGGCCCUGCAUGCUCGGUUUAAUCUAUAAAUUGGGUUAUAUCUCAUUUUAGUGAUAAAAAUUUGCAAGAUGAAGAUAAACAGGAUGAAAACCCAAACAAAGAUAUAAACAACAAGAAUGAGAACGAUGAAGAUGAAGAUGAGGAAGGAGCCUAUGAUAUGGAGCCAGAAGACGACGACGAUGAGGAAUUUGAGAACGAAGAUGGGAAAGAAAACGCUUUGGCUAAUCCAGAAUACGAGUCUUCAGAUCCUGCUUUGCCUAUUGUGCCUUUUCUAGCAAAGCGUCUCAUCCGUGCUCGCCGUAUAAUACGUGGAAUUCGACGUUUACGCCGACGAAGACGAAGCCGCCGCCGGUCUUCGCGUGGUCGAAAACGACGCUCCCGUGGGUAAGGCAGAAAUGAAGCUCGUGUAAUGUUGAAUAGGUUAAAAAGAUAGAAUAUAUGUAAGAGAUUAAGAGGGUAUCUCUCCAGUCUUUGUUAUUAUUAUUUUUUUUAACCCAGAGAACUUUGUUGAUUCUGAGAAGGUGUUUGAGACUUUGUUUCGUGGUUUUUCGACUCAUAAAUUACACACUUGUUGGCUAUAGAGUGCACUUAAAACCGGUUGCUGUUCAUCUUUGGAUUUAUCGUUCACUAUAGAUCUUGCACGUACUGUUAAUUGCCGGUAAAUUACUGUAGUCAGUUUUGAUAAUAGCUUCAAUAAGGUGCCACCAGUGUGAUUAUUUUCAGCAAGACGACUUAUUUUGCGUAGAUGCAGGGUUUAAUCUGUAAAUGCGGUUAAAUCUCACUUUAGUGAUGAAACAUUGCAAGAUGAAGAUAUGGGGCCAGAAGACAACGAUGAUGAGGAAUUGGAAAACGAAGAUGGGAAAGAAAACGCUUUGACCAAUCCAGAAAACGAGUCUUCAGAUCCUGCUUUGCCUAUUGUGCCUUUUCUAGCAAAGCGUCUCAUCCGUGCUCGCCGUAUAAUACGUGGAAUUCGACGUUUACGCCGACGAAGACGAAGCCGCCGCCGGUCUUCGCGUGGUCGAAAACGACGCUCCCGUGGGUAAGGCAGAAAUGAAGCUCGUGUAAUGUUGAAUAGGUUAAAAAGAUAGAAUAUAUGUAAGAGAUUAAGAGGGUAUCUCUCCAGUCUUUCUCAGUGGUACGAGUAUCUUAAAUCUGCUUUUAAAUUUUUACAGCCUGCUGCGGAUGUUGUUGUUUUUGUUAAAAAAACGUCGUUGUUGUUAUUUUUUUUUUUAACCCAGAGAACUUUGUUGAUUCUGAGAAGGUGUUUGAGACUUUGUUUCGUGGUUUAUCGACUCAUAAAUUACACACUUGUUGGCUAUAGAGUGCACUUAAAACCGGUUGCUGUUCAUCUUUGGAUUUAUCGUUCACUAUAGAUCUUUCACGUACUGUUAAUUGCCGAUAAAUUACUGUAGUCAGUUUUGAUAAUAACUUCAAUAAGGUGUCACCAGUGUGAUUAUUUUCAGCAAGACGACUUAUUUUGCGUAGAUGCAGGGUUUAAUCUGUAAAUGCGGUUAAAUCUCACUUUAGUGAUGAAACAUUGCAAGAUGAAGAUACACAGGAUGAAAAUCCAAACAAAGAUAUAAGCAACGAAAGUGAGAACGAUGAAGAAGACGAUGAAGAAGGCGCCUAUGAUAUGGGGUCAGAAGACAACGAUGAUGAGGAAUUGGAAAACGAAGAUGGGAAAGAAAACGCUUUGACCAAUCCAGAAAACGAGUCUUCAGAUCCUAUUUUCCGCAGAAUCGUACGUAUUGGUCGCCGAGUAGUUCGACGUUUCCGCCGACGUAGAAGCCGUCGCGGGUCCUCGCGUCGUCGAAGAAGACGCUAUCGUGGGUAAGCCAGAAACGUGGCUCGUGUAACGUUGAAUAGGUUAAAAAAAUAGAUUUUAUGUAUGAGAUUAAGAGGGUAACUCUUCAGUCUUUCUAAGUGGUACGAGUAUGUUAAAUCUGCUUUUAGAUUUUUACAGUCUGCUGCUGAUGUUGCUGUUUUUCUUAAAGAAACGUCGUUGUUAUUAUUUUUUUAACCCAGAGGACUUUGUUGAUUAUAUGAGAAAGUGUUUGGGACUUUGUUUCGUGGUUUAUCGACACAUAAAUUACACACUUGUUGGCUAUAGAGUGCAGUUAAAACCAGCUGCUCUACAUCUUUGGAUUUAUCGUUCACUAUAGAGCUUGCGCGUACUGUUAAUUGCCGGUAAAUUACUGUACUCAGUUUUGAUAAUAACUUCAAUAAAGUGCCACCAGUGUGAUUAUUUUUAGCAAGACGACUUAUUUUGCGUAGAUGCAGGGUUUAAUCUGUAAAUGCGGUUAAAUCUCACUUUAGUGAUGAAACAUUGCAAGAUGAAGAUAUGGGGCCAGAAGACAACGAUGGUGAGGAAUUGGAGAACGAAGAU